Molecule: messenger RNA, 540 nt
Organism: Aphanomyces astaci
Lineage: Eukaryota; Oomycota; Saprolegniomycetes; Saprolegniales; Verrucalvaceae
Exons: 2
Coding region: 1-540 (179 amino acids)
Source: RefSeq, a predicted model, not a curated record
AUGAAACCCAAGCGUUUUCGCAAGCAAGUGCCACGCACAUACCUCUGGUGUGACGACAGCGUUGAGAAGAUGUUCAUGUUACGGUAUACGUCGGCCUUGGCGCCUCGUUUUGAAUCCAAGAACAACUACGGAAAGGGAGUGGCAUAUGUCAUGCUAGCAACGGAGCUCAGUGUGUCCAUGGAGCGGGAAUUUACUGCAAAGCAGGUGCAAGAUAAGGCUGUCGACUCGUCGUUCGUUGCUGAUGACGACGAUGCAAAAGAAAUAAAAAUAGAAAUGGCGGAGGAGCCUUCAAAGAAGAAACAAAAGAAGAGCAGUCGUGACGCGAAAGCCAAGUCACAAUCCGAGUCGCUCGAAGCUGGUUUCAAUGCAAUUAAGGAAGGGUUGAUGUUCUUAGGCACGUCGAUGUCUCAACAACCCCAAGUUCAGCCAGCACCGGGUGCUACUUUGGACGAUGUGUUAAUUGCGAUCAAGUCGCAAUCGGACACGAUGACCCAACUGCUGUCUCACUUAGUUGCCCAAAAGGGAAAUAAGGAUGCGUAA